AUGAAGAGCGACAAAGAACUCUUAUCAAGUAUUAAAAUUUCUGAUAAAGCUACCAAUAAUUCUUUUACCUCUACUCACGACAAAGAGAAAUAAGUUAUUGAAAGACUUUUAAUUUAAUCUUAAGACUUUACGAGAUCUGAAACUGCACCAACCUCACCAAAGAAUGGUGCAACUUCUAUUGUAUCAAUAGAUGAAGCUAUAAAAAUGACGUAAAAGUAGUAGAGUUGGUUUUAGAUAAUAACUUUCGUAGUCAUAUCAGUUCCAAUAAUGAUGAGCGUUACAAUUCUUUACUCAAUACACUAUUUGCAAUUAGAGCCAAAGCUUUUGUGCUCACUCGAUGGAAAGUUCUAUCCUUGUGAUAAAUAAGAAUACUGUUCCUUAGAAAUUGGAGUGACUUCCAAAAUAGAUUUAGAUAAUCCCUAUACCCUCCAUAAUUGGAUCAUAGAUUUAGACUUGGUAUGCGCUCCUUAGUGGAAAGUGGCAAUGCUUGGUGUUAGUCUCUAUAUUGGCUACUUUGUGGGAUCUCUUUUUGUGGGUCCUUAUGCAGAUAUCUACGGAAGGCGCAAAAUUUUUCUUCUGACAUCAUUAGUUUUCAUGAUUUCCAAUGGCUUAAUGCUAGUACUCUUAAAUGUGUACGCCUACUCAUUUUUAUUGUUCAUUUAUGGAAUGACUGGGUCAGGAAGGAUGAUUGUUGGUCACAUUUAUGCUACCGAGUUCUUUGGCGGAUAAUCAAAAGGCUAGCAAGUCAUGACCACUGUUAUUAAGGUGAUGUGUGCAGCCACACCUAUCUUUACUACUACUCUUUUCCUAUAUAUAACUAAAAGCUGGGUAGUACUAUAUGUUAUUAUGCUAUCCCUUACUGGAAUCGGCUUUAUCUUCAGUAUUUUCGUUCCAGAGUCACCAAAAUAUCUUGUAAAUAUUGGAAAGUAUGAUGAGGCCAAAGAAAUAAUUCAAAAUAUGAGCAUGAUCAAUAACAAUUCUAGAUUAGAUUUUAUUUUGAUAAAUGAGAUAGAGCAAAAAGAUAAUAAUUUAUCAUAGUAAAAGAAAAUUACUCCUUAAAUGGGACUUUAUCAAAAAUUCAUAUCACUUUUGAGGAAUUCAGACAAAGUUCUAAUGAAGAGAUUCUAUAUAAUGUGUGCUAUGUGGUUUUUAGGUUACUUCGGAUUUAUCUUCAUGAAGCUUUAAAUAAAAAAUAUUAGUGGGGAUGUAUUUUAGAACACAAAUUUUGCAGCAUUGGCUGAUGUUUCAGGAACUCUAAUAAUCGGUGUGAUAAAUCUGUUCCUAGGAAUCAGACUAGCAUUCUUCAUCUCAUUUAUGAUUAGCGUCGUCUUUGGCAUUUUACUAAUGAUCUUCCAAUCUCAAACUAACGAAAACAUCAUAUCAGCUCUUGUAUUCUUCUCGAACUUUGGAGUAUCAGCUGCUUAUUUGAUCUGUCUGAUCGGUGCAGUGACAUUAUUCCCUACAAAAAUCAAAGCGACUUCAUACUCUCUAGGAAACAUGAUGAGCAGAUUUGCAGGAAUAUUUGCUCCAGUCUUUGUAGAAGCAUCUGCUCCUAUUCCGAUGCUAACUUUUAUAUCGGUAAGCGCUUUAGGAGCUGUCAUAUCUUUAGGACUCGAUACCACUAUCCCAGUCGAGUGA
Stylonychia lemnae is the source of this 1638-nucleotide messenger RNA. NCBI's taxonomy places the organism in Eukaryota, Ciliophora, Spirotrichea, Sporadotrichida, Oxytrichidae. The record is from the annotation of a GenBank genome assembly.